Messenger RNA from Laccaria bicolor S238N-H82, 783 nucleotides. RefSeq lists its product as uncharacterized. Gene Ontology annotation, cellular component: cytoplasm; cytosol; nucleus. The transcript is spliced from 4 exons. The coding region runs from base 1 to 687 and encodes 228 amino acids. Gene Ontology annotation, biological process: dUDP biosynthetic process; dTDP biosynthetic process; dTTP biosynthetic process. The record is from RefSeq and is a predicted model, not a curated record. Lineage: Eukaryota; Fungi; Basidiomycota; Agaricomycetes; Agaricales; Hydnangiaceae. Gene Ontology annotation, molecular function: ATP binding; dTMP kinase activity.
AUGCGCGCACCAUUUAUUGUCAUAGAGGGCCUCGAUAGGUCAGGGAAGACAACCCAAACGUCACUCCUUCAUACACGUCUUGAGGCCGAAGGAAUUCAGGCAAAGUUGAUGAAAUUUCCUGAUAGGACAACAGUCAUUGGCCAAAUGAUUGAUUCAUACCUUCGUUCAGACUCAGAGCUGGACGACCAUGUAAUUCAUCUCCUCUUUUCCGCUAACCGAUGGGAGCUCGCAUCAUACAUAACCCAGCUCUUAGAAGCAGGGACACCUAUCAUUUGUGACCGAUACGCCUUCUCCGGAAUCGCGUUUUCUGCAUCCAAGGGAAUUCCAUCCUCGACCCCAUCCCCGAAACUUCCCUACGAAUGGUGCCGAUCCCCAGAUAUAGGUCUCCCAGCGCCAGAUCUGGUCCUUUUCCUUGAUAUUGCACCUGAACGAGCAAAGCUGCGUGGCGGAUACGGGGAGGAGCGGUACGAGAAAGAGGAACUGCAGGCGCGGGUGAGGGGCAUUUUCCAAAGGUUGGGAUCAGAGAUGCAGAACGAGACUCAGAGACCUGUAAGGCCGAACUGGGUUACCGUGGACGCUGGGCGGGAACGUAAGGUUGUGGCCAACGAAGUGUGGAGCCUAGUUGAACCGCUGGUCAUAAACAGAAUUGAUGAUCCUGUUGCAAAGUUGUGGAGUGAUAAAUUGUAAAUGCCAGGCAAAAAUCUUUGGAUUAUCAUUGUAUUCUAAUAUUAGAGAGUGGCUACAAGUACAUUCAAACAAUAUUACUGGGUGGCAUGGCACAUC